This is a messenger RNA of Vanrija pseudolonga, 546 nucleotides long. RefSeq lists its product as uncharacterized. NCBI's taxonomy places the organism in Eukaryota, Fungi, Basidiomycota, Tremellomycetes, Trichosporonales, Trichosporonaceae. The coding region runs from base 1 to 546 and encodes 181 amino acids. The transcript has a single exon. The record is from RefSeq and is a predicted model, not a curated record.
AUGUGGUUACGACGACUGCUCGACCCGCGACUGCUGCUCUACUCGUCCAGCCUCGCCCCGGGCUUCACCACGGCGACGGGCACCGACGCGCUAGCAGCAGCCGCGACGGACGGGUCGCCUUCCCUUUCGCUCUCGGUGGUCGACGGCACCGUGUCCAUCCUCCCCGUUGGCCCGCUGCCGAGCUCUGGCAACACCAACAGCGCGCCCGAUCCCCUCCCGCAGCCGACCGACUCGAGCGCCGUGACCCUCACUACUGUGCCCGGCGAGGUACCCACCGGCGGCGCCGGCGCAACGACUCCCCUCUCGACCGUCACGAAGAGCCUGCCCCCCGCGCCCGAGACGACAGUGGCUUCAAGCUCCAGCACCGCGUCGCUCUCGACCUCGACCUCGCGCUCCGGUGCGGCGUCCGCUUCUGGCUCCAGCUCCGGCUCCGCGGCCCCCUCGCCUUCAGCAUCACCCUCCCGCGGGUCAAGCGCGAGCCGUACCCUCCCCCCCGCGGCCGCUGUCGCCGCCGCCAUCUUCGCCGCCGCCGUGUGUGCGCUCUAG